UUUCAACAUGUUUAAUUCUGUUUUUAUAACUUUGAAAAUACAAAAUCAAUCACAGAAUAUAGUUAGAUAUAUCAAAACACAUUUAGAAAAAGGAUUUUACAUUGUCAGUUUAUCUACCAGUGGUAUACUAGCUUAUUUAUACACUGUUUUUAUAUCCGAGCGAUUUUCAUGAUGUAUUCAAUGACUUAACACAUGAUACGGUUUGUUGAUUACAUUCAGUGUUUAAAGCAUAAAUGAAACAAACUCUCAAAUAUGAAUGUUCUACGGAUACUUUAUUUUCUUCCAUUAAUAUACGUGGGAUAUCAAAGUGUAUACAAACUUUACACUUUUUAUCGAACAUACUGCACGGAUCAUACCUAUCCGCACUUCAAAAGUGACGAUGACAUUGUGAAGCAGAUAAAACAACAGUUAAAACUGGAUCCACAUCCUAGCGGUGCCGGAGCUUUUAGACAGUUGUGGAAAGGAGAUAGGGAUGUUGUAUUUACCAGUAAAACCAGUCACAGUAGUGCAAGAAGCAUAGGUACAAGCAUAUAUUUACUGCGAGUCGCGCCAAAUUGUGGCCAAUGGCAUAAACACCUGUCAGAUCAAGGGUUUUUCUGGCAUGCUGGUGGGGCUUUAAAUAUCCAUAUGCUUCAUGAAGACGGCAGAUACAGUUAUGACGUAUUAUGUGACGUAACAACCAAUGAAAACUGUUCGGGACAUGUUAUUAUUCCUCACGAUACAUGGUACUUUGCAGUACUUUCACCUGAUGCUUCUUAUAACCUGUGCAGCGAGGUCGUUAUGCCAGGUUUUGAAUUCGAAGAUUGGUCGGUGGGAAGCGAGGGAGACCUAGUUGAAAUUUAUCCACAGUAUAAUGACAUUAUUAAAAAUAUUACAAAUUACAAUAAAUGUUGAAACUGUA
Mercenaria mercenaria is the source of this 901-nucleotide messenger RNA. RefSeq lists its product as uncharacterized. The record is from RefSeq and is a predicted model, not a curated record. The transcript is spliced from 5 exons. Gene Ontology annotation, cellular component: intracellular anatomical structure. Bases 253 to 894 code for a protein of 213 amino acids. Lineage: Eukaryota; Metazoa; Mollusca; Bivalvia; Venerida; Veneridae.